Molecule: messenger RNA, 3108 nt
Organism: Pogona vitticeps (central bearded dragon)
Lineage: Eukaryota; Metazoa; Chordata; Lepidosauria; Squamata; Agamidae
Gene: SPRTN
Product: SprT-like N-terminal domain
Biological process (GO): DNA repair
Cellular component (GO): nucleus
Molecular function (GO): metalloendopeptidase activity; single-stranded DNA binding; polyubiquitin modification-dependent protein binding
Source: RefSeq, a predicted model, not a curated record
CGGCGCAGGCGAGUCGCAUAAAAAACACAAAAGCGAAACAAAGAAAGGAGGAAGCGCGAGGGGUUCGCUCCUAGUGUGUUGUUCUGCGCAGGCGCCAGUGUUUGAAGUUUGCGGCAGGGGACCUGCCGGCCGGCGGGCGGGCUGCAGUCUCUCUGGGGCGCGAUGGACGAAGACUUUUUGCUGGCGCUCCGGCUACAGGAGGAAUGGGAGGCGCAGGACGGCGACGACGGCCAGGUGGAGGCGGUGGAGGACGGCGCCGCCAGCAGCAGCAGCAGCGCUCCGCGGCCGCUCUCGGUGGUGGACGAAGCCUGGGAGCUGCUGGAUCCCAACCCCGACAUACGAGGCCUUUUCCUGCAGUUCAACGAGACCCUUUUCUGGGGGCGCCUGGCGGCCGUGGAAGUGAAGUGGAGCCCGCGCAUGACGCUAUGUGCAGGAGUUUGCUGCUAUGAAAGACAUGGUGGAAUGUGCUCUAUUCGACUUAGUGAACCCCUUUUAAAAUUGCGGCCAAGGAAGGAUCUUGUAGAGACUCUCUUGCAUGAAAUGAUCCAUGCCCUGCUGUUUGUUACUAAUAAUGACAAAGAUCAUGAUUCUCAUGGCCCAGAGUUCUGCAAACAUAUGCACCGGAUAAAUCGCUUAACGGGUGCCAAUAUUACGAUCUAUCAUGAGUUUCAUGAUGAGGUGGAUUCCUAUCGUCAGCACUGGUGGCGUUGUAAUGGGCCUUGUCAACAUAGAAAGCCAUAUUAUGGCUAUGUGAAGCGUGCAAUGAAUAGAGCUCCAUCUGCAAAUGAUACUUGGUGGUCUGAGCACCAACAGACCUGUGGGGGUACAUUCACCAAGAUCAAAGAGCCAGAAAACUACUGCAAGAAGGGCAAAGAGAAGAACCAGCAACCGCAGUUCCUUGCCGAUGACAAAGGGAGGACUUCUGGAUGCAGUAUACAAAGCAUAAUUCCUUUCAGUGGGAAGGGAUAUGUCCUUGGAGGAAAAACUAGUGUGUCAUCAUCCUUAGACAAACCCACCAGUGCAAGCUACUCCAAGGACAGAGAGCUCCUCAGAUCACCACAUCAUUCAUCCCCUACUUUGCCUAGACCAAAUCCUAGGAAUGAACAAAAUAUUUCCUGUAAAACUAAUUCCCUUCCGUUUUUUUGUAGUGGUGAUAAAAAGAACUUUGAUUCCAGCCUUACACUUCCUAAAGUUUCUGUUGCUAAUAAAAAAGCUUACACUAAUGUCAAUGGCUCACCACUUAAAAAUGUUUCAUUUAAUAUAGGAAGAUCAAAUAAAACUACUGCAUGGGAUUUACCACGAAAAGGAACACCAAGAAAAAGCAUUUCGCAGCCAGUUGCGUCAGCUCAUAAAUCCCCAACUCCAAAGUCUCAAGGAAACAGCCCUACACAGAGUGGUGUACCACCCAAACGAGCAAGAAUGGAAAACACAGUUGCCUUUGAAAACUACUUUCUAAAGCAAAAGGAUUCAGGAGGGACUACCCCUCCUGUAAAGAGCAAAGCUGAACCAGUGGCCUUGGUAACUGCUAGUGUCAAUGAUGAAGAGAGAAAGGUUUGCUGCCCUGUCUGCCAGUCUGAAGUUUUGGAGGCUAAAAUUAAUGAACACCUAGACUGUUGUCUUUCAGGUUUUGUUUAAUGUGUUUCUAAUCUUAAGAAAGCUGCUUCGCUUGGAAUUGGCUCAUCUGAGUGUUCCAUGUAUGUUUGUUGUCUCUUUUUGUGGCAUCAUCUUUAUAUGCAGUGGUGUGGAAGGAAUGAGGAACAUGUCACUGCAGAUAUUAUUAAUCUGGGAAAAGCAGAUAUGCAGAUAUUAUUAAUCUGGGAAAAGUUGAUAGUAGUUACAACCCAGCAACUAGGAGGUAUACAGUUUUUUCAGUCUGGAUACGUAUCUGUUUUAUAAACCUUUAUACAUACUAGCAGUGCAGCAAGUUCUGAACAUUCCUAUGUAGACAUGAGUAAAAUACGUGUGAUAGGAAUUUUAAAGAAAUUACUAUGCAUGUAAGGUUUUAAGUGCAUAAUUUAAAGAAAAAGCAAUAUAUAAAAUUCUAUUACAAUUGAAAAAAAGCAGUACAUGUUUGGUUUCAAGGAGGAUGAUUUAAGUACCUGUUCUUCCUUUACAAGUAGCAAUGCUUUUGAACUCCAAAAGGCUUCAGACUGUUUAUCAAUAGGAUAAAAAUCAAUGUGAAUUCAUUUAUUCACCCUGUCAGGUAGGAGGAUGAGAUCAGAGUACUGAUCCUAAAACUUCUUAUUGCCCCAGUUCAUCAUAGUCCUCCUAAGUGCAUCAGCCCAAAUGAAAUAACUGUCUGGAAUACAGUAUACAUAUUGGGAGAGGAAGUUUCAAGAGAUAUUAGAUGCCAUUAAUGCAACUUGCUUAAACUGAGCAGGUGGGUUUCUUUUAUUGGACCCAGUUCAUAAGUUUGGCUCUGAUCAAGAUGGAUGCUUCCUGCUUCUUGGAGUGUGUGCUUUUCAUAGGGAAACACUGCAAUAAUUAUCUUAAGACACUCCAGUGAUCUGAAUUGAUCAAUUAAUUUCAAGAUUAAGUGAGAGACAGCCAGAGUUGUCACUCAAAUUUAGUUCUUUAUCAGAAUCAUAUUUAGAUUGUAAGAUCUUAAUGUUUAAAAAACGUUAUAAGUCUUAACCUUUUAAAGUGAUUUAGAGGAGUCAUUUGCUACUGUGGAAGAAUCUUUUUUUAAGACCAAUUCCUGUUCUGUUUAAAUAUCCUACCCAAUUCUGACAUAAGGGAAGAGUUGGGAUAUCCUCAAAUUCAUGAUGAUUAUAGUGUUUAUGCAUAAGCUGAUUAUAUGUAUGACUGAGCCCCAAGAGGAAAAAAAUAUGCCCCAUUUGUACCACCCAAUUGCUCCAAUGAGUUCAGAAAAAUCAUAAGGUGUUUGUCAUUAUUGUUAGCCAGACAACUUCUGGCUAAUAGCUGUUAUUGCACAAGAGAUAAGCUGCUGUCUGUUUCACCUGAAAAGUGCCUACAAAUGAAGCCAUUGAUGAUAUGUAUAUAUUUGUUCAUGUAAAAUGAAUGGCUCACUCUUGCUGAAGUACUUGAAAUGAGCAUUUGAUAACUGUUAGAUUUUGACAUAUAAAAUAAAACAUCUCUUCAGAAACA